Didymella exigua CBS 183.55 is the source of this 690-nucleotide messenger RNA. Its product is annotated as Prefoldin beta-like protein. Lineage: Eukaryota; Fungi; Ascomycota; Dothideomycetes; Pleosporales; Didymellaceae. The record is from RefSeq and is a predicted model, not a curated record. Gene Ontology annotation, biological process: protein folding; chaperone-mediated protein complex assembly. The transcript is spliced from 4 exons. The coding region runs from base 220 to 597 and encodes 125 amino acids. Gene Ontology annotation, cellular component: prefoldin complex; cytoplasm. Gene Ontology annotation, molecular function: protein-folding chaperone binding.
CAGCAGUGGAAGGUCUGGCAGGAGGCAGGACGAGCUUUAUCGGAGUGCAGGGAAGUGUGGGAGUCUUUACCACGGCCUCCAUACACUCGGCCAAGGCGCGACUCCAGCCCCGCGGUUCGCUAGGCCCAGUGCAGUUGGCCCGACAUCCCACCUUCGCGUGCUCCGCGCGGACUAACAAGUGGAAACUUUUGGCAAGCUGUUACUCAGCAACCACAAAUCAUGUCAGAGGUCCAGAAGAAGCUCCAGGAGCUGUCCGAGAGCUACCAGAGCCUGCAGGCAGAGCUCGGAACGGCUGUAGAGGCACGCCAGAAACUCGAGUCGCAGCAGCAGGAGAAUACGACUGUCAAGAAGGAAUUUGACCUCCUUGACGAUGAGGCGAAUAUCUACAAGCAGAUUGGCCCCGUACUUCUGAAGCAAGACAAGACAGAGGCGCUCAUGUCGGUGAACGGCCGUCUAGAGUUCAUCGAGAAGGAGAUCAGGCGAUUUGAGACACAGAUCACGGGCAUCCAGGAUAAGAGCGAGAAGCUCAAGGUUGAGAUUAUCCAGAUACAGAACGCCGCCCAGCAACAGCAACAACAAGCGCAAGCUGCAGCAUAGACAUAUAUUGCGACAAAAGCAAGCGGGAAGCAAAAUAAGAUACCCAUUUCGAUUCAACACUAUGGCUAGCCAGCAAUUCACUCAUGUUCGUGC